Molecule: messenger RNA, 2121 nt
Organism: Chaetomium strumarium
Lineage: Eukaryota; Fungi; Ascomycota; Sordariomycetes; Sordariales; Chaetomiaceae
Exons: 2
Coding region: 1-1830 (609 amino acids)
Biological process (GO): carbohydrate metabolic process
Source: RefSeq, a predicted model, not a curated record
AUGUACGAUCUGCGGCCAGCAUCACGUCCUUUCCAUCUGAGCGAGGUGUAUCUGACGGAGAGCCGAUGGAUGGCCAACCAAAACCGCACGCUCACGUACCUGAAGUGGGUGGACGUCGACCGGCUGCUCUACAACUUCCGGGCCAACCACGGCCUGUCCACCAAGGGAGCAGCGCCCAACGGCGGAUGGGACGCGCCGGACUUCCCCUUCCGCACGCACGCCCAGGGCCACUUCCUCACGGCCUGGGCCCACUGCUACGCCUCGGUGCGGGAUCCGGCCUGCCGCGACCGAGCCGUCUAUUUUGUUACUGAGCUCGCCAAGUGUCAGCGGAACAACGCCGCCGUUGGAUUUGGCGCUGGCUACCUCUCCGGCUUCCCUGAGUCCGAAUUCACCGCGCUCGAGCGGCGGACUCUCAGCAACGGCAACGUGCCCUACUACGCCAUCCACAAAACGAUGGCCGGGCUGCUCGAUGUGUGGCGGUUCAUCGGCGACACGACAGCCCGUGACGUGCUCUUGUCGCUGGCCGGAUGGGUCGACUCGCGCACCCGGGGGCUGAGCUACAGCCAGAUGCAAGCCAUGCUGGCAACCGAGUUUGGCGGCAUGAACGACGUGCUGGCCGACAUCUCCCAGGAAACCGGCGACAAGCGGUGGCUCGGCGUCGCGCAGCGGUUCGACCACGCCGCCGUGUUCGAUCCGCUGGCGUCCAAUACCGACAAGCUCAACGGCCUGCACGCCAACACGCAGGUGCCCAAGUGGAUCGGCGCAGCACGCGAGUACCAGGCCACAGGAACCACCCGCUACCGCGACAUCGCGCGCAACGCAUGGGACAUGACCGUCCGGGCGCACACGUACGCCAUCGGCGGCAACAGCCAGGCCGAGCACUUCCGCCCCGCCAACGCCAUCGCGCAGUACCUGACCCGCGACACAGCCGAGGCGUGCAACACGUACAACAUGCUGAAGCUGACCCGGGAGCUGUGGAUGAUGGACAGCACCACGACACGCUACUUCGACUUCUACGAGCAGGCGCUGCUCAACCACCUGCUGGGACAGCAGAACCCGUCCUCCACCCACGGCCACGUCACCUACUUCACCCCGCUCAACCCGGGCGGCAAGCGCGGCGUCGGACCGGCGUGGGGCGGCGGCACGUGGAGCACCGACUACGACUCCUUCUGGUGCUGCCAGGGCACGGGCCUGGAAACCAACACCAAGCUGAUGGACUCGGUCUACUUCCGCUCCGAGGACGGGGGCACACUGUUUGUCAACCUGUUCACCCCCUCGGUGCUCCACUGGUCGCAGCGCAACCUCACCAUCGAGCAGACCACGCGGUUCCCCCUGCAGGACACGACCGUGUUGACCAUAAUCUCCCAAGCCAGCGAUACUACUAGUAGUAACGACAACAACGAGUGGGAGCUGCGCGUGCGGAUCCCCUCUUGGACGGCGGGCCAGGCCGAGAUCCGCGUCAACGGGCAGCAGAGCGUUACAGCAGCCAAGCCGGGAACGUACGCCUCGAUCCGGCGCACCUGGCGCGCGGGGGACCGCGUCGAGAUACGGCUGCCGAUGGGCCUGCGGACGAUCGCGGCCAACGACAGGCCCGCCGACGUCGCGGCCGUGGCGUACGGGCCCGUCGUGCUGGCGGGGAACUAUGGCAGCGCGGCCCUCUCGGCGAUGCCGAGGCUGGACUUGGGCUCGCUGCGUCGUCGCGCCGACAGUCUUGCGUUUGAGGCAACGGCGGAUGGGAAGGCCGUUACGCUGGCGCCGUUCUAUGACGCGCAGGGGUUCAAUUACAAUGUGUAUUGGUUGACUAGCGGGAAGCUGCCUGCGGGUGUCUGAUAAAUAGUAGUAUUAGUACUACUAGCACAGUGUGGCCUGACCCCUUCAAACACAUACGAUGUCUGUCUGUUAUUUUCUUUUCUCCUUUUUUUCUUCUUUUCCUUUUCUGCUCUUGGUAGUUCCAUAGUAGGCCCAUUACGUUGCGGCCUGUUCAUCAUCAUCAUCCACGACCUCUCCCGUGGCAAGCAGUCGUUUCCCAGCAGGAAGCGGGAGCUGAUGGCUGCUAGGCCGUUGCCACCGUAGGAAGUUCUCCCCCUUCCUCACCAGCAUCUGCCUCAAGAUCAAGGGCGC